Daucus carota subsp. sativus is the source of this 822-nucleotide messenger RNA. RefSeq names its product nuclear transcription factor Y subunit B-1-like. Gene Ontology annotation, cellular component: CCAAT-binding factor complex. Bases 105 to 728 code for a protein of 207 amino acids. The record is from RefSeq and is a predicted model, not a curated record. The transcript has 2 exons. Gene Ontology annotation, molecular function: RNA polymerase II cis-regulatory region sequence-specific DNA binding; DNA-binding transcription activator activity, RNA polymerase II-specific; protein heterodimerization activity. Gene Ontology annotation, biological process: regulation of transcription by RNA polymerase II. Lineage: Eukaryota; Viridiplantae; Streptophyta; Magnoliopsida; Apiales; Apiaceae.
UCUCUCUCUCUUUCUUUUCAACAUACUCGACUCUUAUUUGCAUGUUCCUUUGGCAUUACUCGCUUCUUCCAGAGAGAGAGAGAGAAUAGCUCAGAGAGAGAGAGAUGGAGAGAGCAGAUCAACAGGCAAGAGGCUUUCAGGGGUACCGAAAGAUUCAUCAGCAGCAACAGUUGCCUGCUUCUGGGACGGCAAGUACAGGGACUGACAAUAAUCCAGCGGCUGGUGAUCAAGAUUGCCUUGUGAGAGAACAAGAUAGGUUCAUGCCGAUUGCCAAUGUGAUACGCCUUAUGCGGAAAAGCAUCCCUUCCCAUGCAAAGAUCUCUGAUGAUGCCAAAGAACUGGUGCAAGAAAGUGUGUCUGAGUUCAUCAGCUUUGUAACAAGUGAAGCAAACUACAGGUGCCAGAAGGAGCAGCGGAAGACCAUCACUGCAGAAGAUGUGCUCUGGGCAAUGAGCAGUCUGGGGUUUGAUGACUACGUCGAGCCACUCACCUUCUACCUGGACCGCUUUCGUGAGGCUGAUGGGGGUGAGCGCAGCGCACUGAGGGGUGAGCCACUGGUGAGGAGGUCAGGGGAGCACGGGGCACCGGGGAUUCCUCCAACAUUUGCACCAGGGUACUAUAUGGGGCCGCAUAAUGCGCUUCUAGGGGCUGUGACAAUGGGGAGCUUUGUGAAUGAUGUUCACAAUGCUGGACCGUCUGGUGCUGGAGUUAAUACCCUUGAUCCAUAAGCUAAAAGUGAAGAAUGUGGAAAGUUAAGUUUCUUAGAGACAUUGGAUGAAUAGACUAAAGUAGUUUCAUCUUAGGGAAAUUUGCAGAUUAUUA